Messenger RNA from Rubroshorea leprosula, 697 nucleotides. The record is from the annotation of a GenBank genome assembly. NCBI's taxonomy places the organism in Eukaryota, Viridiplantae, Streptophyta, Magnoliopsida, Malvales, Dipterocarpaceae.
GGUUCGGGUUGAACCCGGAUUUUUCCGGUGGAUCAAUGAGUGCUUGAUGUGGCGACAGGUGUGUGUUCCCAUGACGUGGAGGAAUUCGAGGACGCAGACAUGAUAAGAUGCCGGGAGGAAAGAAUGUUCCGCGGGAGAUCGGAGGAUCUACGGAAUCUUCUCCAGGAGAUGCAAACGGAUAUUCGAGCUCGAAUUGGCGGCUAACAUGUCGGAGAUUUUGGGGAACGACCCACAAGUUUAUCUCUUCUUAUCCUCAAUCUGCUGUAAAGAUUUUCUGUUCGAGAAGAGAUUACUUCGAUUAAGAACCUAAGAAGAACAGGGAAAGCAACGGCUGAGGUAACUGAGAAGGCAUGUCCAUACUUCAGGAAGCAGGCAACAAUUUUUUCUUCUCACAGUUCUUCCCACAGAAAUAUGUAAGCGGCAAUGCGGAAUCUAAGGCACUCAAAUUGUCCAUUAUUUGAGGUGGUUGAUCCCAUCAAGAGAACAGAAAGGUCAAACCUAAUGUUGUGGACCUGUCAAGAGUUUACUCUUGCUGGGGCAAUUGUUAUGUUCACAUUUCUUUUGGUUUAUUCCAUUCUCCAGUGAAGUAAAUCUCAUUUCAAGUAAUAACUUGUUACCGUGGAAUGUCAAAUUACUCAGCAAUGGAAAUAACACUGGAUAUAAAUGCAAAUUUACUCAAUAAUGUCACAAUUCUUCU